Saprolegnia parasitica CBS 223.65 is the source of this 2597-nucleotide messenger RNA. RefSeq lists its product as hypothetical. The record is from RefSeq and is a predicted model, not a curated record. The transcript is spliced from 3 exons. Gene Ontology annotation, molecular function: structural constituent of nuclear pore. Lineage: Eukaryota; Oomycota; Saprolegniomycetes; Saprolegniales; Saprolegniaceae. Gene Ontology annotation, biological process: ribosomal small subunit export from nucleus; protein import into nucleus; ribosomal large subunit export from nucleus. Bases 25 to 2517 code for a protein of 830 amino acids. Gene Ontology annotation, cellular component: nuclear pore.
UUUACGAGCCGUUCACAACACAAAAUGUGGAGCACUGGAGGAAAGACAAAGGCCGCGGCCCCGACGUCCAUGGCGCCUCCGCUCUUCAGCAUGUCCAAAGGCCCUGCCACGAAGGCAGCUCCGGCGCCGGCCACGAGCACUGCCAAGGAGGCCAAGGCCGUAGCCCCUGCCAGCGGCGGUCUCAAGUCCGUCCUCGGCUUGGCGAGCUCGAUCGCACCGGCGGUCUUGGCCAACGUGCUGCCCGAGAUCCACGUCAACCUCAUGUGCGCGCACGAAGCGACGGGCUCAAUCGUGGUCCUGGGUGCGAAAGGCCGCCUUUGCUACGUCAACGUGCAACAUGCGGCGCCAAUCUUGCACGAUCUGACGACGACGCCGGCGAUGGCUGCGACCCUGGCGACGGCCACUGGCUUGUCGUUCAACGCGUCUGGCACGCGCGUCCUCGUCGAGGCGUCGGCGAGCAAUGCGACGCCAGGUAGCGACUUGUAUACAUUUGAGCUUCCGUUCGGCGCCCGCAACGUGCCGUCCACGACGACAGGCGAGCGCGUCCUCGUCAAGUUCAAGGACGGUACGAGCCGUGCUGUGACGCUCUCCAAGAGACAGGGCGUGGAUACCUUGCAGCGUGCUAUGGACGCACUCACAAGCGACGAGCGAGCGAACGUCAAGACCGUCUGCCAAGAUGUUUUUGACAUUGACCUCCAGCGCGUGACGCUGCCACCCAACGUCCGCAGCCGGCACGCGCUCUGGCAUCCGCUGAGCGACGCCCACGUCGCUAUCCUAAGUACGAUUGAAGACCUUCGGCUCGUCGAUGUCCACGACGGCUCGACGGACCAAGUCCAUGCGCUCGCUUGUGCGCCGACGACAUCGGCCGCCGUGCACUCGACCGCCAUUGCGUUUGGCCCGUCGACAGGGUGGGAAGUCUUUACAGUGUACAUCCUUCGCUCCAACGGCGACGUCUACGCCCUCAACCCGUUCGUGCCAUCGACCAAGGCAGCGGUCGCUACGUCGCUGCUUGUCUUUCUCAAGCAAAAGACGGAAGCGCUUCUAUCGACCGCGUCCUCGCAGGAAGCCACGGUCGUGCUCAAGGCGCAGCGCCACUGGCUCGACGAGCUCUGGCCCACGGCGGUGUCGCGCCCCGCCGUGAGCAAGUUUAGCGCCCCGCUCCACGACGAGGAGGACGAGCCCCGCCCGGCGCCCCUUGUGCCCACGACGCGCAUCAGCACAACGUCCGGUCUCCGCCCGCACACUUGGCCACUGCAGCUGCAAGGCCCGUUCCAGCGCGCGGGUGCGUCGUGGACGCGGCCGUCCGACGCUGCCGCACGCUCGCUGAGUGCGGUCCCGUACCCGCUGCAGGACAACAACAUUGGCCAGCACCCUGUGCUGGCGGUCGCCUACUCGUCUGGCCAUGUUGAAAUCGUGGUGCUGGCGAAAGAAGCGCGGCCAUUGUGGCAGUCGAGCCACGUGUCGCCGCCGCCGCCGUCGCCGCUGUACGUGGUUGAGGUCCUCGAUCUCGGUACGGACGCCAACGGCGGCAAGGCCGUUCUCCGUGCCAAAGCCCAUUUGCCCUACUUUGUCUACGUCUUGCAUUCGACCAGCGUCCACGUCAUCCACGCCCACUGGAUGCGUUCGCCGCUCACGGGACCCGUGACCAGCGCCGUGCGCCGCGUGUUUUCCGUGUCACCCAACGCACUCGCGUCGUCGCACGCAAUUGGCGCGUCGAUUCUCCACACGGUCGAACUCGGUCACUUGAUUGUGGUCCAGCUCGUCUCGGGGGCCUUCGAGAUCGUCAACGUCAGCGCCGCCGUCGUGCCCAGCGUCACAGCGACCAAGCUGCGGUCGCCGCCAACGUCGUCGUCAUCGUCGCUUGUGCCGCUACGCGAUCUCGUCGACGCGACCAACGCCAAGCGCCCGUCGACGACGACCGCGCACGUGGCCGGCGCGACGCCGCUUUCGCACGCGACGAUGGCGACGGUCCAGUUCACGUUGGAUCAUGUGCGGCAGCUCAACGACGAGGUCGCCUACCUCACGGAACUCCAGCUGCUCGCGUCCAACCGACUGAGUUUGCACAAGGAGAUGGCGACGAAGCAGACGUCGUCGAUGGCCGAGCUUCAAAAGCACAUUGCGGCGCUCGAAGCCUCGACGAUCGCGCUCUCGGACCGCGUCAAGCACGUGCAAGCAACGCAGGCGCGGCUCAACGCGCGCGCGGCCGCGGCGCUUCAAGCCAUUCGCGACAACCAAGUGGUGGUGACCAAGGCCGAGAUCAAGUACAAGGAAGACCUUGUCGACAUGCAGACGCAAGUGCGCCGCCUCACGCCGCAAGUGGUGCAAAUGAACAUGGACGCGGAGAAGCUGCUGCGGACGGCCAAGCCGACGACGCCGUCGGGCCGAUCGUUCUCGGACGAGAAGGAGCGCAUGGUCCACGACGUCUUGACCGCCGAGACGCAGCUCAUCGCGGACGCCAAGGCGAUUCUGAACGACCUCACCGCCAAGGUCGCCACGCUCAAGCUCUCGGUCGCGUGAGAUCUAAGAUUGAACGACGGCCUUUGUAUUAAAUAAGUGGAUGGAAAACAACAACACAUUAAAAUGUCGAGCUGCGCUUG